Cutaneotrichosporon oleaginosum is the source of this 2591-nucleotide messenger RNA. RefSeq lists its product as uncharacterized. Gene Ontology annotation, molecular function: ATP binding; threonine-tRNA ligase activity. Gene Ontology annotation, cellular component: cytoplasm. Gene Ontology annotation, biological process: threonyl-tRNA aminoacylation. Lineage: Eukaryota; Fungi; Basidiomycota; Tremellomycetes; Trichosporonales; Trichosporonaceae. The record is from RefSeq and is a predicted model, not a curated record.
CCGAUGUUCGAGUCAAAAAUCCCAUCUCGGCGUGAGCUGUCGACGUUGAACGCUUGCAUCCCACCUCGCCACCAACGCCACGCAUCCUCACCCCAGCCUCCAAGUCAACAGAUCGAGUUGACUCGCCGCUCCCCAGAGGUGUAUAUGAUCACGCGCCACAUCCUAGCGGCACGCCUCCCUUUCCUUUCUCCCCGCUUCAACCCCCGCCCAUUUGCAGCAAGGGCCUCUGCUCAACGCUCCAUCCCCUUUCAGCUCGCCUCACUCUCCCACUCUCUUCACACCACCCCCGCCGUCAAAAUGCCAGAGGCCGCCGGCGCCCCCGUGCCUCACGAACCUCUCGUCGGCAAGACCGAGACCCAGCAGCCGCCCAAGCAGAAGCAGCCGAAGCAGCAGCAGCAGCAGCAGCAGCAGCAGCAGGGCAAGAAGAAUGACAAGAAGGAGAAGAAGGGCGGCGGUGCUGUCACCGAGCUAAACCCUCCUCCUGAGUGGUUCGCCGAGCGCAUCAAGAUCUUUGACGACUACAUGGCAAAGUACAACGACUUUGUUGCCAAGCAGGAGCGCUCCCCUAUCACCGUCACGCUUCCAGAUGGCAAGCAGGUCGAGGGUACGGCAUGGGAGACCACCCCGAUGGACAUUGCCAAGGGCAUCUCGACGUCGCUGGCCGACCGUAUCAUCAUCGCCAAGGUUGACAACCAGGAGUUGUGGGACCUCACGCGCCCUCUGGAGAAGAGCGUUUCGCUCGCCCUCCUUGACUUUGACUCGCCCGAAAAUGACUACGAGGCGCGCCAGGUCUUCUGGCACUCGUCUGCUCACGUUAUGGGUGAGGCGUGUGAGCGCUCGUUCGAGGGAUGCUGCCUCGGCUACGGCCCUCCUCUCCCUGAGGGUGGCUUCUUCUACGACAUGAACCUCGCCAACGAGAAGACUAUCGGACCCGAGGACUACAAGCAGAUCGAGGAGAUCUCAAAGAAGGCGGUCAAGGAGAAGCAGAAGUUUGAGCGCCUUUCCUUGCCAAAGGAGGUGCUCUUGGAGAUGUUCAAGUACAACAAGUACAAGCAACACUAUAUCAACGAGAAGGUCCCUGACGGUACUGAGUCGACGGUCUACCGCUGUGGUCCCCUUAUUGACCUCUGCCUUGGUCCCCACGUUCCCCACACCGGCCGCAUCAAGUCGCUGGCCGUCACCAAGAACUCCUCGUCUUACUUCCUCGGCGACAAGGACAACGACUCGUUCCAGCGUGUCUACGGCAUGUCCUUCCCGGACUCGAAGCAGAUGACCGAGUGGAAGAAGCUGCAGGAGGAGGCUGCCAAGCGCGACCACCGCAAGAUCGGUCUUCAGCAGGAGCUCUUCUUCUUCUCCGACCUCUCUCCUGGCUCGCCAUUCAUGCUCCCUCUCGGCAUGCGCAUCUACAAUGCGCUGAUGAAGUUCAUUCGUGAGGAGUACCACAAGCGCGGCUUCGUGGAGGUCGGCACCCCGAACAUGUUCAACUCGAAGCUCUGGCAGACCUCGGGCCACUGGGAGCACUACAGCAAGGACAUGUUCUUGCUCAAGGUCGAGGAAGAGCAGUUCGCGCUCAAGCCCAUGAACUGCCCCGGCCACUGUGUUGCCUUCGACCACCGCGAGCGCUCGUACAAGGAGCUGCCGCUCCGCAUGGCCGAGUUCGGUGUGCUGCAUCGCAACGAGGCGUCAGGUGCGCUCUCUGGCAUGACUCGUGUGAGGCGAUUCGUGCAGGACGACGCACACAUCUUCUGCACGGUCGACCAGAUUGGAGACGAGCUGCUCGGCGCCAUUGACUUCCUCGAUGCCGUGUACAAGCCCUUCGGCUUCGACUACAAGGUCGGCCUGUCGACGCGCAACCCCGAGAAGUGGAUGGGCGACCUCGAGGUGUGGAACAAGGCCGAGUCGUCGCUCAAGGAUGUGCUCGAGGCCAAGAUGCCUGGCCGUUGGCACAUCAACGAAGCCGACGCCGCAUUCUACGGCCCCAAGCUCGACUUUGACCUCACGGAUGCGCUCGGCCGCAAGUGGCAGUGUGGCACGAUCCAGCUCGACUUCCAGCUCCCCGAGCGCUUCAACCUCUCGUACCGCGGCCCCGAGCAGCCCAACGCCGACGGCACGGGCAACUUCCACCGCCCCGUCAUGAUCCACCGCGCCAUUCUCGGCUCGCUCGAGCGCUUCCUUGCCAUCAUUACCGAGAACUGCGCCGGCCGCUGGCCGUUCUGGCUCUCGCCCCGCCAGGUUGUUGUCAUUCCCGUCGCCGCCCUGUAUCGCGACUACGCCACCAAGGUCGCCAAGGCGUUCUCGGACGCCGACAUCUACGCUGAGGCUGACUUGUCCGACAACACGCUCAACAAGAAGAUCCGCAACGCCCAGACGCAGCAGUGGAACUUCAUCCUCGUCGUUGGCCAGGACGAGCUCGACGCGGGCGCCGUCAACAUCCGCAACCGUGACGACGAGGUGCAGGGCCGUGAGGAGACUGUCAAGCUCGAGGAGGCGAUCGCCAAGCUCGUCAAGCUUAAGUCUGAGCGCCAGCGUAUCUCCAAGGUCGCUUAGUUGUUAGAGGGAGUGGAUCAUGCAUGCAGAUAUAUUCGAUGAGG